AUGGCUGAGCGUCUCAGCCCUCGAAGCUCCGAGGUCAACGCCUUGGAACAACGAGGCUACCUAAUCGGCAAGAAGAUAGGACAAGGAUCGUAUGCCACCGUUCACUUAGCGGAGUACUGUGAUGCAUCGAGCCCAAAACGUAUGCACUUAGCGUGCAAGAUAUUUGACAAAGAAAAAGCGCCUAGAGAUUUCUUGGAAAAGUUUUUCCCCCGAGAACUUGAUAUUUUAACUAAAAUUGAAAAUCCCCAUAUAAUUCAAGUGCAUAGUAUCCUGCAAAGGGGACCGAGGGUGUUCAUAUUCAUGAGAUAUGCUGACAAUGGCGAUUUACUAGAUUUUAUCAAACGUAAUGGCGUCGUCCCAGAAAAUCAAGCUAAACUCUGGUUCAGACAGAUGGCGAGUGGCCUUCAAUAUCUUCACAGUAAGAACAUUGCACAUCGGGACCUGAAGUGUGAGAACAUUUUACUGUCCAGGCGUUUUAAUGUUAAGCUAGCCGAUUUCGGCUUCGCAAGAUUCUGCACGGACGGUGACAACAGGCGCGUCCUCAGCCAGACGUACUGCGGCUCCGCGGCGUAUGCGGCUCCCGAAGUGGUCAGCGGCACACCUUACAAUCCGAAGUUGGCCGAUGUUUGGUCUCUCGGAAUAAUUUUAUUUAUCAUGUUAAACGCUUCGAUGCCGUUCGACGAUUCCAACCUGCGUAAGUUGCUGAAAGACCAGAUGUCGCGCAACUGGGUGUUUCGCUCCAGAAUCAGAGACUCUGUAUCCGCCGCAGCGAAGUCGAUCGUGCGCCAUAUCUUGGAACCGGAUAUCACUUUACGUCUGACUUUGGACCGCGUCCUGUCGCACGAGUGGACUCGGCCGCGCAAAGACAAGAGCGCUAGUCUAAUGGGGCGCCUCGUGCAGUCGGCUCCUUCGGCCCCGCAUCCGGGAAAGCACGAGGAGGCCGGCACUUCGGCCGGACUCCGCGUCUCGGGCGACCAUCGUGACACCGAGCGCGAGAGGCACGACGACAUCAACUCUCGCACCCACGCCUGA
This is a messenger RNA of Pieris macdunnoughi, 1032 nucleotides long. NCBI's taxonomy places the organism in Eukaryota, Metazoa, Arthropoda, Insecta, Lepidoptera, Pieridae. The record is from the annotation of a GenBank genome assembly.